This is a messenger RNA of Gongylonema pulchrum, 309 nucleotides long. Lineage: Eukaryota; Metazoa; Nematoda; Chromadorea; Rhabditida; Gongylonematidae. The record is from the annotation of a GenBank genome assembly.
AUGGGUUUUCUUUUUUUUCUUCGUCGAGGCAGUGCCAUCGCUGUAGUGAUAAUCUUCGCUGCUGUGAUAACUUUGAUUGAUGCACGAGGUGGUCGACGAGCCGGUAAAGGAAAAGGCAAGAGCAAUCUGCAAUUUGCACAAGUUGCUGAAUUUUCAUUGUAUUACGAGAAACUUCUGGGAGAGGAUAUGCUCUGGAGUAAGCUGGAGAUUGAUCCGGCCACAAUGGGCGAUCAGGGGAUCUAUGCAUGCGUUGCGAACAACGAACAUGGCGUUAUGGCGAAAAAUUUCAAAGCCGAAUUUACCUACUAA